AUGCAGCGCUCAACCCGCUCAAAAAAGAAUUCUAAACUAGCGCAAGUCGCUGACGAGAAUUCUUUUGUGGAUUUCAAAACGCCAAAACACGCCAAAACACCUAAAUUACAAGCGAAGACCCCAUUGCAGACGCCUUACCAAGCAUUUCAAACGCCUAACAAGAAGUAUAACGAUAAACCUACAAAGUCUCCGACACGUGCUCUCAAAGAUAAGACCAAUAAAACACCGUAUGUGGGCAACAAUCAACAAACCAGUCUUUAUCAAGAAACAGCUCAUUUGAAAACCGUAAAAUUUGCCUUAUCAGAUUCACAUGAGAAAAAUGGCUCUGAUACGGAAUUGAUUCAUACGAUAAAGGCGAAUAAUAAAAGUGCUCAACGGAGUAAAAAUACACCAAAAAAUGUCAAGGAAGUAAUUUCAUUUGAUGUGGAUGUCGGCGCAGAAAAUAUUCAAAUAAAUUCAAAUGUCCAAGAUGCACUAAAUGAAGGGGAGUGGGACGUGGAAUAUUGUCAUCCUCAUCAAGAAGGAUUCCCGUAUGAACCAAGCGAAGAUAUUUGCAUCGAUUUGGAAUAUUUCCGCGGCCGACCUACAACGGAGGCGUACGAAUUUGAGAAUGUUGAAUUUAAAGAUUUGCCAAUAAUCGAAAUUAACGAGCAUGAACUUCGUCUAGAUCCUACAUCAAUCGUGAAUGAAAAAGAAAUUUACCAAAUUCACGAUUCUGGAUCUAUUGAAUGGGGUUUUGAAAAUUUGUUUGAUGAAAUAUUUGGUCCAUUACCACCUGCCGUCUCAUCCUAUGAUAAUGAAAUUUUCAAAUUAUGA
Messenger RNA from Ambispora leptoticha, 816 nucleotides. The record is from the annotation of a GenBank genome assembly. Lineage: Eukaryota; Fungi; Glomeromycota; Glomeromycetes; Archaeosporales; Ambisporaceae.